CCCCUUUUCUCGUCCACUCCCUUCCCUAAACACGCCUCUCAUCCACACCGUAGUUCAGGAGAGCAGGCCAUUUUCUGCACUCUGCAAAUCCCUCACCAAUCUGAGCAAGUUGUCUGGGGAGUUGGCUGGGGGGAACCAGAAUCAAGGAAGGUUCAGGUAUGAGGUCCGCCGACAACCAGGGGCUCCGGGAGAAUAAACGACAGCCGGACAAUGUAGGGGGCAUCCAUCUCUCCAAGUUCGGCCCAGGGCAGGUGGAAGCUAAACGGAUGCGGAGGAUGGAAGAAAAGAGAGUGUCCAGGUCUCAGGCAUGGCGAUGCCCUAAGGCCGGGGUGGCGGUGACAGUGGUAUCCGGAAGGUCGUCCUGGGCAGCGCAGCGGGGGCUGGGAGCCGGGAGUCUCCCGGCGUGGGCACCCGGGGUGGAAGGAGUGUCCCGGGCUAGGCAGGGCAGGUUUCCGUUCGCCGAGGCUGCGCGGGCAGAGUCGGCAGUGCGGGACCGCACCACCGCCGCACACUCUCAGGUGCCGAUAGCUCGGCUGCACGCGGGGAGGUGGCUGGCUGUCCGCACCCGGCCGGGAUGAGGUACAGAGGACCCGUACCCGCUAUCCUCUGGGGGUUCUCGGCGGCGCGAUAAUUUACCGCUCUCGCGAUAUUUUCAGAGAUUCCCGUCGUAGCCCCCGCUUAUGCGGUUACCAAGGCAACUGGGCGGCACCAGCGCGAGCGGGAAGGCGCAGUACGUCGAAUUUUUGUAGGCUAUCCUGGGAGACUUGAGGAGUGGCCCUCCCUGAGUUUCCAGUCCCAGAGACCACGGCCUCUGCUCCAGGAGGUAACCCUUACCCUGGGAGCCAUGGGUCGGAUCUCGGGACUCGUGCCCUCUCGCUUUCUGACGCUCCUGGCGCAUUUGGUGGUCGUCAUCACCUUAUUUUGGUCGCGGGACAGCAACAUCCAGGCCUGUCUGCCUCUCAAGUUCACCCCCGAGGAGUAUGAAAAGCAGGACAUGCAGCUGGUGGCAGCGCUCUCUGUCACCCUGGCCCUCUUUGCAGUGGAGCUGGCCGGUUUCUUCUCAGGAGUUUCCAUGUUCAACAGCACCCAGAGCCUCAUCUGUAUCCUUUCUACUUGUGCACAUUUCCUUGCCAUCCCAGCCGUCACGGAAAUAGCAUUAUUCGUCAGCGUCUUUGGGCUGAAAAAGAAACCUUUCUGAUACCUUCGUGACUGGAAGUAGGGAUGAAGGCUGGAGAAGCGAGGGACCACUCACCGUUCCUGGAAGAAGGAAACCAUAGACUUCAGCCCUCCCCCUAAAACUGCAUUUGGUGGAGGAUGUCAGUGUUAGAGUAAUUGUCUCUCGAAUCUGGAGUUAUGAGAUUUGUUUACAGUUCUUCGUAAAAAUAUAUAUUUUAGGGUAAGAUCAAGACUUACAGGAAUUCCUUGGCGGUACAGUGGUUAGGACUCCGCGCUUCCACUGCAGGGGGUGCGGGUUCGAUCCCUGGUCGGGGAACUAAGAUCCCGCGUGCCGCGCAGCGUGGCCAAAAAAAAAAAGAAAGAAAGAAAGAAAGAAAGAUCAAGACAUAAAAAUUUCAGGAGAAAAUUGGGGUGGCCGAUCUACUAUAGAAACGGAACAGCCUUGCACUGUAAGAUACUAGAUGUCGCUUUUAUUUUGGUUAUUACGGUAGAUUUCUGGCGGAAGGGAGUGGGCGGGGAUAUGUAAAUAAAGUGAGAGGGCCGUGUAGGACAGCAAGCUCGUAAAUGAGUGGAGCGUUCUGGGAGGAAUUAGCCUAUGCCUUUUUGACGCCAAAUGCAAAAAUAUAUUUUAUAACAUCUGCAAAUAAAUGUAGCAACAGAAAUGGAAGAACCUAGAUAGCUUUAGGUUGCUCGGCCUAACGUGUUGGGUUCUCACCCUCGCUCAUAGUGGAAUCUUUUUCCCAGAGUACGGAAUCCCCAAGAACGUUUUGUAUCGUCAGGUAGGAUAAUCCUUACCUGUUUCUCCUUUUGGAGAACAGAAUAGAAUAUGAUGAUUGGAGCUCGCAUGAUUUCGUGAUUAACGGCUGUGCGUAAUCAGGCUUCGCAACAUCCUGAUUGCUCCUUUCUGAUUCUUUCUGACGAUCUUUAUUUUUAGUGUUUCGUUUUCU
This is a messenger RNA of Kogia breviceps (pygmy sperm whale), 2123 nucleotides long. The record is from RefSeq and is a predicted model, not a curated record. Lineage: Eukaryota; Metazoa; Chordata; Mammalia; Artiodactyla; Physeteridae.